Molecule: messenger RNA, 2980 nt
Organism: Lacerta agilis (Sand lizard)
Lineage: Eukaryota; Metazoa; Chordata; Lepidosauria; Squamata; Lacertidae
Gene: CAPN7
Product: calpain 7
Exons: 21
Coding region: 103-2523 (806 amino acids)
Biological process (GO): proteolysis
Molecular function (GO): calcium-dependent cysteine-type endopeptidase activity
Source: RefSeq, a predicted model, not a curated record
UCCCUUCCUGAGCGGGAGGCCAUAGGUGGAGACGACGGGGGGCUGCCGUGACGUCAGCGAAUGCGGAAAGGAGCGCGCUGAGGCGUCUGCCCGGACCCGACCAUGGAAGCGGCGGAGCUGGAGCAGGAAGCGGUGAAGUUCGCGCAGCUGGCGGUGCAGCGGGACCAGCGAGGCCACUACCACGAAGCGGCCUUUUACUACAAGGAAGCUGCGCAGUCUUUGAUUUAUGCUGCAAUGGCAGGAUCAGUCUUGGAAAAUAUUCCAGAGAAAAUAAGUGAAUAUUUGGAAAGAGUUCAAGCCCUGUACUCAGCAGUGCAAAGAGUCGACCCCUUGAAGUCGAAGCAGCAGCUGGACUUGGAGCGGGCCCGUUUUCUGGUUACGCAGGCUUUUGACGAAGACGAGAAAGGCAACGGCGAGGAAGCGAUAGAGCUGUACACGGAAGCCGUGGAACUCUGCCUGAAAACGGCCAAUGAAACUUCAGAAACAGCUCUCCAGGCCAAACUGAAGCAGCUGGCUCGGCAGGCACUGGACAGAGCUGAAGCACUGAAGGAUUCAAAGCCGUCUCAGAAAGACAAGCCGGUCCCAGCGAAAGCAAAUCAGCAAGCCAGGACUUACUUUCCAUUAGGGCCCGAUUUUUCCUUGAACGAUAAGCCACAGGCAGUCAGAGCUGUGCAGGCCAGUGAACCUCAAGGUCAGCGAUACACCGCGGAGGAGAUUGAGGUGCUCAGGAAGACGUCAAAGAUCAACGGCAUUGAGUACGUCCCUUUCAUGAGCGUUGACCUCAGAGAGCGCUUUGCUUUCCCGGUACCUUUCUCAGAUAGAUGCGGCAAGCUGCCGUUGUCUCCGAAGCAGAAGGCAAUGUUUUCUCGCUGGGUGCGGCCCGAUGAGAUAACGAACAGCCCCACCAUGAUCUACACAGUGUCGAGCUUCAGCAUAAAACAGACAAUCGUGUCAGAUUGUUCCUUCGUAGCUUCUCUUGCUAUCAGUGCGGCUUACGAAAGACGAUACAACAAGAAGCUGAUUACCAGCAUUAUUUAUCCGCAGAAUAAAAAAGGAGAGCCGGAAUAUAAUCCGUGUGGGAAAUACAUGGUUAAGCUGCAUAUCAAUGGGGUCCCUCGGAAGGUGAUAAUCGAUGACUUGCUACCGGUAGAUCACAGCGGAGAACUUCUCUGCUCUUACUCCAACAACAAAAGCGAACUCUGGGUUUCCUUGAUAGAGAAAGCUUACAUGAAGGUUAUGGGAGGUUAUGAUUUUCCAGGAUCGAAUUCUAAUAUUGAUCUCCAUGCGUUGACUGGCUGGAUACCCGAAAGGAUUGCCAUGCACUCAGGCAACCAAACUUUUGACAAAGACAGUUCCUUCAGGAUGCUUUACCAAAGAUUUCGCAAAGGGGACGUGCUCAUUACAACGGCUACGGGAGUGAUGACCGAGGAGGAAGGAGAAAAGUGGGGUUUAGUACCAACCCAUGCCUACGCUGUUUUGGAUAUCAGAGAAUACAAGGGGCUUCGAUUCCUCCAGCUGAAAAAUCCCUGGAGCCACCUCCGAUGGAAGGGAAGAUACAGUGAAAAUGAUAUGAAGAACUGGACGCCGGAACUUCAGAAAUACUUGAAUUUUGAUCCCAGGACGGCCCAGAAAAUAGACAACGGGAUUUUCUGGAUUGCGUGGGAAGAUCUAUGCAAGUAUUACGAUGUUAUAUACUUGAGCUGGAACCCGAGUCUUUUUAAAGAAUCAACAUGUAUUCACAGUACCUGGGAUGCAAAACAGGGCCCUGUGAAAGAUGCAUACAGCCUAGCUAACAACCCACAGUACAAACUGGAGGUUCAGUGCCCACAAGGUGGGGCUGCAGUUUGGAUCCUGCUCAGCAGACACAUUACGGACAAGGAUGACUUUGCCCACAACCGGGAGUUCAUCACGAUGGUGGUAUACAAAACAGAUGGGAAAAAGGUUUAUUAUCCUGCCGAUCCUCCUCCAUAUAUCGACGGGAUUCGAAUCAACAGCCCCCACUAUCUCACCAAGAUCAAGCUGACUUCUCCGGGAACCCAUACAUUUACUCUGGUGGUUUCUCAGUACGAAAAGCAGAACACGAUUCACUACACGCUCAGGGUGUAUUCGGCGUGCAAGUUUAACUUCUGCAAGAUCCCGACCCCGUAUACUAUAUCCAAACGGGUAAAUGGGCAGUGGAAAGGUCAAAGCGCUGGCGGGUGUGGGAAUUUCAGAGAGACCGCCAAGAACAAUCCUAUUUACCAGUUCCAGUUGGAAAAGGCCGGUCCCCUCCUCAUUGAGCUACGAGGACCAAGGCAAUACAGUGUUGGCUUUGAAGUGGUGACAGUCUCUGCAGUGGGAGAGCAAGGCUUUCAGAAGAAAAACAGCGGUGAUUACAGGUGUGGGUUUUGCUACCUAGAACUCGAAUGUCUCCCUGCUGGCAUUUACAAUAUUAUUCCAAGCACUUUCCUCCCUCAGCAGGAAGGACCCUUUUUCUUGGACUUUAAUAGCGUUACCCCUCUUAAGACAUCACAGCUGCAAUGAGGUCACCCAUUUCAAUGACUCUCUUUCGACGGAUGCGGCAGACCCAGCACCUUAAGACUCUUUUAAACGCUGGAGGGCAAUCGAAAGAACCUACCUAAGGGGGAAAAAUGUUUACAUGGGCUGUGCAAAACAAAUCUGGACUUUCUCAAAGGGAAUUGCACCCUGAAGUUGGAGCGGAUAACCGAUGCUGUGGAUUGAUUUCGAACACCUACAGGUUUCUACCACAUAUGCACUUUUAUAAGGUCAGGUGUUCAUUGUCCAUAGGAAUCUCUCUUAGCCUAGAAGUGGCCAACUGGAGGGCAGGCCAAGGGAAUUGCUUGUUUGUCUAAAAUGUCCUUGCUUUUUGCAUGGCUUUCCUUAUAAGAAUAUUUUCAUCACGUUUGGGCUUUAAAACGUUUGCCUCCCACCAACUCCCCUCCUUACAGGUUUGGUUUUUCCAAAUACACCAGUGAAACAG